AUGUCGGCCUACGCUCGUCAACCCGACGCAGACGAAGACGAAUUCGAUUCUCUCUUCGAUGAUCAAAGCUUACUCGACCCGGAGCUCGAAGAGAGCCUUGCACAGGCUGAAGCCAACUACUCUGCUUCUCAGGCCGUCCAGCAGCCAGCCUCACACGCUGCAGCGCCAAAUGCGAGCUUCACCUUUCGUCUUGAAGCUGAACCACCACGACCCGCAAGACGCAUCGGCACAUUCGUCCAACCGCCAUCGAAGAAGCAACGCCUGGAUCCCGGACCUUCCAAUCUCAGCCGAGUCGCCGCUGCGUAUCGCGAACCAGAGCCAGAUCAGGUCAUCGUCCGCAACUUCAGAGAUGAAGAGUUCGCCGACAAUGAUGAUGAGCAGUGGUGGGCGGGCAACCAUGCGCUCGACCAAGUAGAGGAGGAGGCAAUCCGCAUGUCUCAGCAGAUGCCAACAUCGCAGCCGCAUCAAUCGAAUGCGGAUCACAACCAGGACGUAGCACGGAAGCCGCAACGUCGAGGUCGACCCUCGGCUAUCUCUGAGGAGCCACCAGAUCCAAUCACCGUCACCGACGCAGCGCACCAAGGUCAUGUUGGCGCCGACACCGAGGAGCUCGAGCAGCUGCGUGCCGAGGUGGAAAGGCUGCGAACUGCACAGAAAGCGCAAGAAGAGACGGUCGACAAGCUUAGGCAAGAGGCGUAUCGCAAAUCGGGAGAAGUGGCUGUGGUCAGGCAGAACUUGACCAAGCUCAAUCAGGAGAACUCCAAGCUUCGAGAGCGAGAAGUCGUGCGGGAGCAGGAGCAUCGUGCCGCGCUCGAUCGCUUGCAGAAGGAUCAAGAGCGUCGGCUUCAACGACUCGAGACAGAGACCGCCUUCCGCAGGGUCGAACAAGAUACCAGCCGUCGGAUAUGGCCCUCCAGCGUAGCGCGACUGCCUCCUGUAGGCCUUCGCGACGUCGACAGGAGGCAGGAGAGCCAGGUGAGAGCCGGCCUCACAACCCCGACGAAGGCCAACCGCUUUGGUAUCCGAGGCGGAAGCGGCAGCUCUGGCAACCGUCAACGCUACGCAGGUAUGGAUGUCGACCGCGAGGAGCCUGGGACACCAACGAGAUCGGCCGCCAAACCUCUGCCGCAGUUUCCUCGGCCACCCACGGCCGCCACAUCUGCAUCCAAGGCAAAAGCCUUCCGAGGUUUGCAGAACUCCUUUGCCGACUUUGGUCCUGUACAGGAGAAGGUACGACAACAGAGAGAGUCGCCCGUCAAACCUUCAGCCAAGGCCAAGCAAUCGAGCGCUCUGGCUCCGGCUGUAUGGGACGGGGACCAGUCUCAAAUGGCGGCGCACGAUCACGAUGAUGACUUCGCCAUGGCGGACGACCACCCGCCACCCUCUGUCAGAAAGAACGCACCAGUGCCCGCCACCAUCCAUGAUGCAGACAAAGCCAAGGAGCACCACUAUCUCGCAGCGAUGUCCGAGAUUCUUUCUCGUCGUACCACUAUCGUCUCGCUCUUGCUCAGCCACGCAUCGACUCCUGCUGCUGCGCCUGCUUCUUAUCCGUCGAAUCGCUUCAAUCCAUCUGCCUCGUCACCUCACGCAAGGACGCCAAAUUCAACAGAGGAUUCCGCCUUUAGCACCAGCACACUCAGCCGCCUCAUCUCCGCCAAUCUCGUUCAAGGAUGCCCGGAUCUCCUGCUCUUUCGCUACCGAAAGGCGGUCGAAUCGCUGCUCACCAGUCUCAGCAGCGCCAGGGUCUUGGAGCCGGAGGAACGCGAAGAUGCCUUCCGUCUACUGUCCGCCGACGGCAGUGGUGGAGCAAUCGAGGAGCUCGACUUUUCUUCCGCGACGAUGCAUCUCUCGCACGCCAUUGCCUCUUCGCUCAUGGUCAUGGCCGGCGUGCUACUGCGACUGUGUCAGACCGAUCUCUUAACUGACGUUUUGCGUCUGGUUUCGUGCCUCGUCUCGACGUUGCCGAGAUUCUGGUUGGAUCUCGAGUGCCUCCAGACGGAUCAAGAAGCUAGGCGCGAUGAGAUGGCUUUUCUCGGUAUCGACGAAGAGGUCUUCAAUGCGGAGUGGGCACAGUAUAGUACGCCAAUCCAUGUGCGCGAGAUCUUGGCUCAGUGCGUGGCUGAUUGCCGAUCUUCAGGCACGCGAGCGCGCUCGGGCAGCAACGGCGUCUCGCAUGACGAAAGCCAUCAAGACGACGACCUAGACAUGGACUCCCCAGCCAAGGAACCGGGCGGCGGAGUUGGGCUUGGUAGCUGGACUUUGUCGUCGGAGGCUCGCGAGGAUCUGCUGCAUGAGGCCGUGCAAGUUCUCCGCGCCAUGUGCGAAUGUCCUGAAGCGAGUCUGACGUCGAGCGUCCAUCCUCUUCGACUGCUUUCUCGACCAGGCGUGCUUCACAAGCUCUUGCACCCCGAUCGAUCUACUUUCAUCCUCUUCAACGUCGUACGCAUGCUCAGCUCGGCGGUCUCUAAUGCUCCUUUGAUUCACGAAUGCCUGGCAACAAAAUCGGACUUUCGAGAAGCCAGUCGGUCGAGUCACCAUUCGACAGCGCCACGCGCAAAUGCUCGCUUCCCCGUCCUCGAACUGCUCGUCAAGCAUCUGGUCGACCGACGCUUCGACAUGGCAGAGAGCGAAUGGCAUCAUCUGCACCGCGCUAUCCUCACGUUCCUGACGCAAGCCGCGCUUCGCUCAGCAGACACACUCAUCGUCCUGGCCGACAGCGCGGCGCUCCUCGCGGCCUUGAUCCGGUGUCUCUCGCUCGAUUCCGACUUCGUCUGGCUCCAGAGCCGUCCAACGUUCCUACUACCGCCACGCAUGCCGACAUACCGUCGCGGAUCCUCCCACGCCACCCCCGAUCCUUCCGGCGCAGAUCUCGUCCAAGCAACCGAACGCAUCGUCAUGGAUGUUCGCCUCCUGAACCUGCUGUACAACUACCCGCUCCCCAACGCCACCGGCCAGUCCCAUCGCUUCGAACCCUCGAGUCAAGCACAGGAGCGCAUGGGAAGCAUCUCCCUAGCCAACAAGCUGGACCAGCCCGAGACGUAUAGCAUGCUCAACGGCAUUCGGCAGAGCUUUGUCGUCGCACUUUCACGGAUUGCUUUCUGCUCGGAGCCGGAUUGGAUCGCGACCGAGCGCAAAUUGCUUGUUUUAAUCCUGCCGGGACUGCGUAAAGAGGGACAAGGGGAGGAGAGGGUGCGAGAGCAGGUGGAGCAGAGUGUCAAGGGGCUGGAUAGGGUGUCGAUGCUGCUGGAGGCGAUCGCAGAUGUGGCGGGUGAUCUGGUGGAUAUCGUGUUGAGUCCAGAGGAGAUCGAUAGUGUUUAUGAGCUGUUGGUGUCUGAAGAGGACGAGGAGAUGGAUGUGGAUCAGGAAGAUGUGCCGCGUGGAGAGCCCGAAAAGAAGGCGACGGAGGAGGAUAUGGGGAGCGAGACGGAGAGCGAGCCCGAGCUGAAUGUGGAUAGGGGCGCGGGAGGGAGGAGUGCGAGGGCGAGCAAGUCCGUUUCGCCUAGGAAGGGGGCUAGGCCGAGCACGUCGCCACGGAAGAGUGGCGUGGAAGAGGUCGAUGUCAUUGAGAUCGAUGAUUCGGACUGA
Molecule: messenger RNA, 3585 nt
Organism: Kalmanozyma brasiliensis GHG001
Lineage: Eukaryota; Fungi; Basidiomycota; Ustilaginomycetes; Ustilaginales
Exons: 1
Coding region: 1-3585 (1194 amino acids)
Biological process (GO): DNA damage checkpoint signaling
Source: RefSeq, a predicted model, not a curated record